CUGCUCAUCAAAUGGCACAACAUACGACAAUGAGUGUUUGUUUCGACAGGAAAUGUGUCUUCUACGAUUGAACUUUUCCGUUCAACACCCUGGUAGUUGUGAAGGAUUUCCUUUCCAGCGAGGUCGCCGCCACAUGCCACAUAUUCCUUCACUGGGAUAUUCUCAUUGUGACGUAGUUCGCCUCAAGCCUUAUGUGUUUUAUCCUGACAAAGCACUGGAAGUUCAGAUCACUGUCAAUCACAUUGACACCAGUGACAAGUCAUAUGUACAUGAUGCCGCUGUGUCGUGGAUUGAAAAUGUCAGUUACGAUCGAUUCACUGCGUGUGUGAUGGCGGCUGGCUACAAUGAGCGAGAAUCUCAUGCUAACGUGACAGUUGAUUGGAUGGCGUACCAAGGGGCUCCAGUGGGUGGUGUUGCCGGGGAAGUACGAAUAUCACAAUGGUGGACUGGAACGACUUGUAAAUCUGUCAAUUUUCCAUCGGGGAAGUUUACAGUGAUACCCUCAGUAUUUGUAACUCCUGCGCAUCAUCAUGCCGGACUAAAGCGUGACGCUGCCAGUGUGUGGAUUGAAGACGUCAGGCAAUCUUCAUUCAAAGUUUGUUUGAGAGAGCUGCAAAACUACGCAGGAUCGCACGAAGACGUUCAUGUUAAAUGGUUGGCGUUUUCGUCUCUUCAUAAGCCUCUCUUCACAGAGUACAGUUCAGUCUAUUUCCCUAACGCCCAGCAUCCUCCUGCAGAUUACAACAAUGCUUUCUGCAAGGUUUGUGAGGAUGUCACGUUUUGUGAGGGCAUUAAGUUUUGUGUGGGGAUCAAGGUUUGUGUGAAUGUGAAGUUUCGUGAGGAUGCUGAGUUUUGUAUGGAGGUCAAGUUUUGUGUGGAUGUGAAGUUCUGUGUGGUUGUCAAGUUUUGUGAGGAUGCCAAAUUUUCUGAGGACGUCAAGUUUUGUGUGUGCAUUACGUUUUGUGUGGGGGUCAAGUUUUGUGACUGA
This is a messenger RNA of Orbicella faveolata, 988 nucleotides long. RefSeq lists its product as uncharacterized. Lineage: Eukaryota; Metazoa; Cnidaria; Anthozoa; Scleractinia; Merulinidae. The record is from RefSeq and is a predicted model, not a curated record. Gene Ontology annotation, molecular function: heparin binding; protein binding; calcium ion binding.